This is a messenger RNA of Pongo pygmaeus (Bornean orangutan), 1263 nucleotides long. Its product is annotated as WASH complex subunit 2A-like. Gene Ontology annotation, molecular function: retromer complex binding; phosphatidylinositol phosphate binding. NCBI's taxonomy places the organism in Eukaryota, Metazoa, Chordata, Mammalia, Primates, Hominidae. Gene Ontology annotation, cellular component: early endosome; WASH complex. The transcript is spliced from 13 exons. Gene Ontology annotation, biological process: retrograde transport, endosome to Golgi; protein localization to endosome. The record is from RefSeq and is a predicted model, not a curated record.
AUGACUCACACCACACAAAUGAGUGAUGAGGAAGAGGAUGAUGAUGGCUGUGACCUUUUUGCUGACUCUGAGAAGGAGGAGAAAGAUAUGGAGGACAUUGAAGAAAAUAUUAGACCUAAAAGCAGACCUACUUCGUUUGCAGGUGAGCUGGCUGCCCGCAUCAAGGGGGAUGCCGUGGGCCGAGUGGACAAGGAGCCGACAACCUUAUCCUCAGGAGAAGCAAAACCUCAGAAGACACUCAAAGAGAAGAAGGAAAGGAAAAGUCCUUUAGACGAUGAAGAGGAUAACUUAUUCACACCCCCCAAGCUGACCGACGAGGACUUCUCACCAUUUGGCUCUGGAGGUGGCCUGUUCAGUGGGGGCAAGGGGCUCUUUGAUGAUGAGGACGAGGAGAAUGACCUCUUCACGGAAGCCCCACAGGAUCAGCAAGCUGGAGCCUCUGUUAAGGAGGAGUCUUCAUCAUCCAAACCUGGCAAGAAAAUCCCAGCAGGAGCUGUUUCUGUAUUUUUAGGAGACACGGAUGUGUUUGGUGCUGCCUCCGUUCCAUCACUGAAGGAGCCACAGAAGCCUGAGCAGCCCACUCCAAGGAAAAGCCCCUACGUUCCCCCUCCCACUGGCCUCUUUGGUGAUGAUGAUGGUGAUGAUGAUGAUGACUUUUUCUCAACACCCCACAGCAAACCUUCCAAAACAGGCAAAGUCCAAUCCACUGCCGAUAUCUUUGGUGACGAAGAAGGAGAUCUGUUCAAAGAAAAAGCCGUAGCAUUGCCAGAAGCCACUGUGAGUCAUAUAGAUGAAAAUAAAGGAAGAGCAGAAAAAAAGGUUACCUUACCUUCCAGCAAAAAUCUCAAGCCCUUGUCAGAAACAAACACUCAAAAAGGCUUAUUUUAGGAUCAGGAGGACUCUGAGGAUUUGUUUUCUUCUCAAAGUGCGAGUAAGUUAAAAGGUGUAUCUCUGCUGCCUGGCAAGCUCCCCACGUUGGUUUCCCUGUUUGAUGAUGAAGAUGAAGAGGAUAAUCUUUUUGGGGGUACAGCUGGUAAGAAGCAGACAUUAUCUCUGCAAGCUCAGAGACAAGAGAAAGCAAAAGCCUCCGAGCUCUCCAAAAAGAAAGCAUCUGCCCUGUUGUUCAGCAGUGAUGAGGAGACACAGGAGCCUUCAGAAAGGAAGACUCAGAGAAACAGGAAAUCCUGUGUCGAUUUUAUGCUGUCUGAUGAAGAAGCAGACAGUUUUGGAGAAGCACGAUUAGAUGAAAGGGGUGUGACCUGA